AAAAAUUUAAUCUUUUAGGAGAAAAGAGAAGGCAAAAAUGGAGGGAGGAGAGAAGAAGCUAACCCAUUACUGGGGGAACACUUGUGAAGAAGACUACUACAGAGAGCAGGGCAUCAAAUCAACCAAAUCCAAUUACACAUCACCAAGAGGGCUAACCCUAUUCACCAGAUCCUGGCAGCCUCUCCAAUCCAGCCAUACACGUGGCGUCGUCUGUAUGGUCCACGGCUACGGCAAUGACAUCAGCUGGACUUUUCAGGCCACCCCAAUCUUCCUCGCCCAGAAUGGAUUUGCCUGUUUUGCCCUCGACAUCGAAGGCCACGGCCGCUCAGAGGGGCUCAAGGCCUACGUUCCGAGCGUUGACGACGUCGUCGACGACUGCCUCUCGUUUUACGACGCCGUUUCGGCACAGGAUCCGGAUCUACGAGAUCUGCCGAGGUUCCUGUUCGGGGAAUCGAUGGGCGGCGCGAUCUGCCUGCUGAUCCACUUCAAGGCGCCGGAGUUUUUCAACGGGGCGGUCCUGAUGGCCCCGAUGUGCAGAAUCUCCGAGAAGGUGAGGCCGAGGUGGCCGAUUCCCCAGAUCCUGACCGCGGUGGCGAGAUUCGCGCCGACGCUGCCGAUUGUGCCGACGGCGGACUUGCUGGACAAAUCGGUGAAGGUGGCGGAGAAGAAGAUAAUCGGGGGGAUGAAUCCGAUGAGGUACCAUGGGAAGCCGAGGUUGGGUACGGUGCUGGAACUUUUGAGGGUGACGGAUUACGUCAGCGGAAGGCUGAGGGAUGUGGGGAUACCGUUUAUUGUGAUGCACGGCGAUGCUGACGUGGUCACCGAUCCGGCGGUGAGUAGAGAAUUGUAUGAAUUGGCGAAGAGUGAGGAUAAGAGUGUGAAGAUAUAUGAGGGUAUGAUGCAUUCAUUGUUGUUUGGGGAAACUGAUGAGAAUGUAGCGAUUGUUCGUGGUGAUGUGUUGAAGUGGUUGAAUGAUAGAUCUUGUUGAGACAGAGAGUAAUUCUGUGUAAAUUGUAUAUAUUUAAUUCAAAACUCAUGAUCUUAUUAUUAUUAUUGUCCUGCGGAAUGCAUGUUAUUUGUUC
Messenger RNA from Erythranthe guttata (spotted monkey flower), 1082 nucleotides. RefSeq names its product alpha/beta-Hydrolases superfamily protein. The record is from RefSeq and is a predicted model, not a curated record. NCBI's taxonomy places the organism in Eukaryota, Viridiplantae, Streptophyta, Magnoliopsida, Lamiales, Phrymaceae.